Messenger RNA from Symbiodinium necroappetens, 1185 nucleotides. The record is from the annotation of a GenBank genome assembly. Lineage: Eukaryota; Dinophyceae; Suessiales; Symbiodiniaceae.
AUGGACCUGAGCUUCACCGAAGAUUGGCUCAGCCGCUGGAAAGACGCAAGUCUCGAGUCCGACCGCGAGAAGAAGCUGGCUGAAAUCGCCGCCGAAGUGGAACAUUCCUUGGAGCCGGCAGGAAUCACUGCCAUCGAGGACAAACUGCAAGAAGGCGUGCCCGAAGCCAUCGUCUCCAUCAAGGCAGCAUCAAUCCGAUUCUGGGUUCUGACCGGGGACAAGACGGAAACGGCGGUGGAAAUUGCAAAAUCUUGUCGCCUCUUCACCCCAAGCAUGACUCUUGCUUAUUUGGUGAACUGCAGCAGCGAGCAGCAAGCAUUGAGCUUGCUGGAGGAAGCCAAGACAAAGUUGCAAGACUUGACUGAUGGAGGGCUCGUGAUCGAUGGUACCUUUGUUCAGCAGGUCCUGAGUUCUGCCAAUGGCCGGCCGAUGUUGUAUGAGCUUGCCAUGUCCAGCACAUGCUGCGUGUGCUGCCGUCUGUCUCCACAGCAGAAGCGCCGUUUGGUGGAGUUAGUGAAGGACAUGAACAAGACAGGAAUAACCUUGGCAGUUGGCGACGGGGCCAAUGAUGUGCCGAUGAUUCAGGGUGCCCAUGUCGGCAUAGGCAUCCGUGGCAAAGAAGGCAAUCAGGCCGUGCAGGCCAGUGAUGUGGCAAUUUCGCAGUUUCGCUUCCUUGUCCCGCUGUUGUACUGCCACGGCAGACGGGCAUACCGCCGUGUGGCUACAUUCAUCUGCUACAUGUUCUACAAGCACACCACUUUGGCUGUGGGCGACAUUUUCUACGCACAUCAGAUUGCGUUUGUGCCUCAGAUCGCCUAUGCCGAGUGGCUGAACUCAGCAUUUGCCUCCGUCAUCUGCGGCUUGCCGGUGCUCGUGGUGGUGAGUCUGGAUACAGACAUACCAGACGAGGUGUCUGUUGCAUCGCCGGACUUGUACAUUGAAGGGCUACAGCGAAUGCGCUUCAAUGGACCUUUGCUAGUGGCAUGGGUGUUGAGUGCCUUCUACCACGGUGGGGUGUCCUGGCUCAUUCCGAACUUGACUGUUGGAUCUGUGGACGAGGAUGGAUCGGAGUUCUGGUAUUCAUCAUGCAUUUCAUUCUGCCUGGUAGUGAUUUUCGUCAACUUCCGGUUGUGGAUGGUUGCCGAGAGUCCAUUCUCAAAACAGACGGUUGGGGCAGCGGCCUGA